Molecule: messenger RNA, 2401 nt
Organism: Trichogramma pretiosum
Lineage: Eukaryota; Metazoa; Arthropoda; Insecta; Hymenoptera; Trichogrammatidae
Product: ankyrin-2-like
Exons: 6
Coding region: 367-2208 (613 amino acids)
Molecular function (GO): protein binding
Source: RefSeq, a predicted model, not a curated record
UUUCAUAUGUUACACUAUAUUAAAUUAUAAAUUAGUCAUAUAAUUGUUGUUUUGUCUGUGAUGUAAUCUAGUAUAUAUUUUUUGUUGUCUCAGUGUUGAUAAUAAUCAAGUGUCAAAAAUAAGUGUAUAACUUUUUGCAUCCAAGAUUUUACUCUCUCUAUUGGAUGUUAAUAAUGUUCAAUCUGGAGCACAGCUUGAACAGAAGAAUUUGUACGCUUCAAAUUUACACAACGUCCGUCCAAAUUUCCGAAAUACCGACGACGAAGUUCCAUCGCACGCAGUCGUAAGAGAGCUUCAGAAAAGUCAGUGGGCGAUGACCGAGUGAUUAUUUAAAAAUAAUUACUCUGGUCAGGAGCUGUGCACUAGAUGAGGAGAGUGGGCUUUCAUCGUGACGCGCGACUCGUAUACGCGAUCAGAUCGUCUCAAUUCGAAGACAUGGCUUUUUUCUCACGAAUAGGUCGCGCGUACCGCGAUUUCGAUUACAUGUCCCAUCGCAGAAAAGACAUCCCGGAUACGGAGUUGCACCAGCUUGCGUGCAACAGCGAAGCGACCAAAGAUAACUUCGUUACUCUGGUAAACGCUGGCGCUAAUUUGGAUGUUGAAAACGGGCGUGGAUUUACGCCCAUGAUGGAGGCCAUAUAUCAUAAAAACGACUUGAUUCUGUCGUGUUUGAUAGAAGCUGGCGCGGACGUAAAUUACACCAACAGCAGAGGCCUGACGCCCGUCCUCGUGGCCUGCAACAGCGGCAACAUCCCGGCCGUGUCGCUGCUGCUGAGGAACGGCGGCGCCGCCGACGCGAGGACGCGCGAGUGCAAACUCACGGCGCUGCACUUCCUCACGGCGGCCAAAUUCCGAAACCCGGACGAGGUGUCGUCCAGGGACAUUCGCUGGAUGUCGCUGAGGCUGGCCGAGGCCCGGGCCAACCCCAACGCUCGGGACAGCAAAGGCGAGACGCCGCUGCACUACGCCAUGAAGACCAACGACGUCGGCAUAUUCGUGCACUACAUCGAGCUCGGGGCGAGCACGAGCUUCGUGACCGACGACUCCAACACGAUGCUGCACGAGCUGAUGGUGGAUCGCGGCCAGUUGACCGACGAUCAGAAGCAAAUGGCAGAGAUACUGCUGAGCAGAGAUGCCGAUAUCAAUGCAGUCAACGAUAAAGGCGAGGUGCCGCUGCAUUGUGCGAUAAUUAGCGGCCGACAGCAGAAGGUUCAGUUUCUCCUGGAGCGCGGAGCCGAUCACAGCAGAUGGUGGUCGAACAGGCUGGGAUCGGCGCUAACCCGCUACAACGACUGGAGCGUUGGCUGCGACCGUCCGCAGAUGUGCGCAGCGACUCAUCAUCCGGACCAGCUGACGCUGCUCAACUCGGCCAUAAAGCUCGGCAAGGUCGAGGUCGUUAAAUACCUCAUACGGUACUUGGGUACCGGCGAGGUCGAGCGGCCGAAUCGUACCGAUAAUCACGACGCCGUGAAGACGCCUCUGUUUUACGCGCUCCCGUCGUCGGAGAUGGUCAAAAUUUUAUUAGACGCAGGUGCCAACUUCCGAAGAGGAGUAUUGCACAUGUCGUCGCUCGUCCACUUGGCGGUGCGCCACGAUUUCUCCGACUCGCUGGCGCUGCUGCUGGAUCACGGCGCCGAUCACGACGCGAUGGACUUCGAGGGUCACACGCCGCUCGAGUGCUCGCUGAGGCUGUCGCGCGAGUCCACCAAGCGCACCAAACUCCUCGUGCAGCAGCAUCUGCGCAUGCGCACGAUGACCCUCGACUCGCUGGAUCGGGUGGCGCGCGCCGAGAACGCGCCCUGGCUCGCCCGAUUCAGCCGCGAGUGCCAGAAGGAGCUCGAGCGCAUGCGCACCGACUACUUCAGCGAGGACAUCUCCUGCUCGGUCUUCAGGACCUUCGCGUUUCGCGACAUCGACAGCCUGGACGUGGACACGACCUGGCGCGACAUCGGCUGGGUGUUCUACGAGCACGAGCGCCGCAAGCGGUAUCCGAUCUACGCGGACAUGCUCGCGACGAGAUUCGAGCGCAUACGCGAGCGCCAGAUAGCCCUCGACAAGGGCAUCUACGUGCUCAACGUGUAUCUGGAGCCGGUGGCCGAGUGGCUUUGCAUGGGGACCCGUCUGCCGGCGCCCGUUCUGCAUGCGAUAAUACGGAAUUUCUCCAAUGCCGAUAUAGCUUGGAGCUACGAGCAUUUAAAGCCUCUUUAAUUCGAUGUAUAGAUUUAAUACAUGAGGGUUCAGGGCUUCACUUCUCAGACUUAUAUUUUCAUGCAUUUACAAUUUUUUUGAAUUUUAAGGUGUGUGUAAACACCUUUUAAUGCAUCACACUAUAUACAUCACACCAGCUCACCAUUCUCUCACGCACAGAAUCAAUUCAUUCAUUUCCCUACGGAAAUUAAGU